UAUCAUCAGUACGAGUACAUCCGUUUGACAAAUCAACCAUCCAAUAGCGGUAAAGUGAUCACAAGGGUCUUGAACCACGGUUAUUACUUUACUAUACUAGCUGUAGAAGGUUUAAGCUCGCCCUUCGGCCUGAAAAGUGAUUACAAUAAAGUUCAAAUCUCAAGCUCAGAUCGGACCUGAAAAACUACCAAUAAUUCUUCGUCAAAACACUACUCUGAAUAUCAUAUUUACUGCUACAAGAACAAGGAUAUCUCUCAAGUACGGCAAACACAAUCAAGCAUCUAUAUUGGUUCACAAUCUGUUGAUCGCGAGUGGAUUAGAGCAACAACUAUAGAAUAAGGCAAGACUCGACAAGAGCACGUCCCCUUUUGGGAUCGCAAGACAAGAGAUUCACUGAGUACUUAGGUAUACUUGAUUAUUAUUAAAUCAAGUCAGUCCAUUUAUACUGUGGUUCUGACAUCUUCAAGGAGGACAUAUCGCAUUAUGAAAUUCCAGAGAUUGUCUUUGGUUUUGUGGACUGUGACACUAGCUUUCUGCCUUGGUAAAGGCAAAGCGAGACGAAAUCGCCUGCCGAUUCCAACAUCCCUCCUCGUGCCUGAUGCUAAUGGCAUCGACGUGAUUCUAGAAGCUGAGGAGUUACUCGAGAAAACCAAGAUUUUCAGCGAUGAUCAUGACAUGAUCAAACGAAUAGCCAUAGUGGAAGCUUCGUUUAACAGGACAUCCAACGAUGGUGGCUUGUGGCAAGUCGAGAAGUGCAUCUUUCGGGGGGUGACGCAAAACCGGAGGAAAUACAAGCAACUGGCCGCACUACAGAAACUAGUGCGUCGAAGAUUGGGAAUAACGUGGUCGAGAGUGCGGCAUUACGAUUUACGGCGACCGCUUUAUUCGAUUGUUGCUGCCAGAUUGUUUUUGGAAGUGGCGGUCGAUUCGUAUCCGAAAAGUUUGAAAAAUCAAGCGCAUUUGUGGAGUGAGAAGUACCACAAAUGUACUGAAAGUGGAAAGAACACACGGUCGCCUCCGCCAGACAGAAAAAGAAGAAGCGAAGACGUUUACAUAAAAGUUGUCAAGAGCUCCUGUAACAGCGGUUACAACAAGUGUACACACUUCUGCCACGAGCUUCCCCAAGGCAAAACAGCUUGUAGUUGUCGCAAGGGAUUCGUAUUGGAUUCAGAUGGCAAGUCUUGCAAAGAAAAUAAAAACCCGUCAGAUGAAUUGAAGCCCAUAUGCAUCAGUAACGGGAAUCAAUGUGAACAUUCCUGCACACGAGAAAGGGGCUUGGUCAAGUGCACGUGUCGAGAGGGGUUUAUCCUUCAUGAUAAUGGCUUCAGUUGUGUAGAUUUGGAUGAAUGCGAGUACUAUCCAUGUGACCACGACUGUCACAAUACACCAGGCUCGUUCUACUGUACUUGUAAGAAAGGAUACUCCAUCCAAACAGAUAAACUCAGUUGCAAAGUCAUUGACUUGACAGAGGAACAACUCAACUGUUCUGUGAAUGACAUCGCAUGUUUUGACCGCUGCCCUAACUGCCCGUGCCCAAAAGGAAUGACACGAAGAAAUGGCCAUUGCAUAGAGAUAGACGAAUGCUCGUUGUAUAAAGGCGUGUGUCAUCACAACUGCCUCAAUACUCCUAAAGGAUACCGUUGUGCAUGUAGUCCGGGGUUUACGUUGGACGAGAAUGGCAUCUCCUGCUCAGAUGAAGACGAGUGCAAGACUGGAUCACAUGGCUGCCAUCAUAAAUGUCUCAAUAUUCCCGGUAGCUACUUCUGCUCAUGCGCAAAGGGGUAUAGAUUAGACGUUAAUCUUAGAACAUGUGUUGAUAUUGAUGAAUGCGCGUUGUAUUCUGGGAUAUGUAAGGGUUCAUCGAAGUGUCGAAAUACACUUGGAAGCUACGAGUGUGAGUGCCCGAGAGGAUUCAUUGGCCAUAAUCAGGAUGUGUGCAUUGAUGAUAAUGAAUGUCUGAGGAACAACGGAGGGUGUAGCCAGAGAUGUCAAAACCUACCCGGUAGUUACCGAUGUUCGUGUUGGCAUGGCUAUUACUUGUCACCAGACAGAAAGACUUGCUUAGACAUAGAUGAAUGUACCCGGUACCGGGGAUUAUGUCACCACAGCUGUAUCAACACCCCCGGGGGUUACAAAUGCAUUUGUCCCCCAAAUCAAAUCCAGCAUGCUAAUGGACUGCUCUGCCUACCGUCAGCGUGAUACACGCAUGCGCAUCGACAUGGAAGGCCGCGUCUCAUUAAUACACCAAGGGCGUGGCAUCCACCAUAGAUGGUAGAAAGAAAGUCAAAGUAACAAAUGAACAAAUGGACUUAACAGACUGGCGAUUUCUUAAUUUAUUUUUGUUCUCAUAAAGUGUCGUACGUUCAGAAAGACAACUGAAGACGAAACUUAUCGACUGAACUUUUAACAAUUUUCUCAACAAGACCUAGAAUGGGACGUCAGUAACUCAACUCCAUUACUUCAGUGGGACUGAUAGAUUUUUUAAAAAAUUCAAAAGCAAAAGAUGGAAAAAAUAUCCUGCCUUCAGCAUAGAGUUCUGGCGAAGGCACAAAGUUUCGUUACAAAAAGACAAUUGCAUAACUGGGACGCAUGCGCGUCGUUGAUGCUGUUCGCUGACCACAAGAAACUGAGGACCAUUUGACUUGCAUCAGGUUUCUGGUGAACCAGAUAUUUCGAUUUGUCAAUUAUUUCUGAGACAUUAGCCACGUACGAUUAUUUAGCUAGUUUGCAGUGCACUAUUCAGCACUAAAUUAUUGCAAAUGCAUAUUAUAUUUAUAUUAAUUCAUUAAUACGCAGAACAAAAAAAUAUAUGCAAAAUCCACAAAUCGUGCAGGCGGUUGUUCAUUCAGAACGCCUGCCAUUGUAUAAAUGUUAGCCCUGCUAGUGAAAACCUUGGGUAUUGUAGUGUGGAUUUUAAAGUACACUUCUUUUUAUCUCGUUUUGUUAACUAAACGACAGUUUUAGGAUGUGGAAGAAUUAUUUUAUUGUGGAUUUUAGAAAUACCUACACUUGUUCUACAUCACUAACGUUUUAGUGAAGUUUGCAUUGCCUUGCGGUACACAAAAGAGUAAUGCUUUUUAGUUUGCUUUGCUUGGAUUGCCGUCAUUUUCAAAUGAACGAACUGAAAUAAAAUUGGCGGCCAUUUUGGUGAUGAAUACACUCCUUCAACAUGACGGCAAAGACUGGACUUCGCACACAUGCCCAUGUAUAAACGUUGAAGUUUUCUGACAUUUAUACCACAACUUAAACAUGAGAUCUUAGCUUUUUUCUGCCCAUUCUAUACUAUUUGUGCGUGCAGUCUUGUCCCGGUACGAACAAAUAUUUUCGCCUUUGGCGCUUAUAUUUUACACUAAAUUUUUUUAACAUCGCACGUAAUCUGAUUUAGCAGCUUCUCUGAGUAGCCAUCCUCCCGAGUUCAUAGUAUUUCAUUUUCUCAUUAUUACCAAUUUCUCUAUGAGAAUGUUUAGGGUAUAGCAUUUCCAUGCAAUAACGCCAAUUACGAUUCGUUGAUUUGGAUCACGUGAUUUCUAGAAUCCACCCAAUGAGAUGCCUUGUAAUAAUGCAUGAUUUUUUAUGGUUUGACAAUGUAAUACUGGUCUGACGUGGUGGUUGUCAAAUCACCUAUGGUAUUGUACGUACAUCAUUAUGAAUUAAACACAACAUCUUAGUAUAA
Molecule: messenger RNA, 3673 nt
Organism: Actinia tenebrosa (Australian red waratah sea anemone)
Lineage: Eukaryota; Metazoa; Cnidaria; Anthozoa; Actiniaria; Actiniidae
Molecular function (GO): calcium ion binding
Source: RefSeq, a predicted model, not a curated record